Messenger RNA from Drosophila subobscura, 2095 nucleotides. Its product is annotated as glycoprotein endo-alpha-1,2-mannosidase. The transcript has 3 exons. Gene Ontology annotation, molecular function: alpha-mannosidase activity. NCBI's taxonomy places the organism in Eukaryota, Metazoa, Arthropoda, Insecta, Diptera, Drosophilidae. The record is from RefSeq and is a predicted model, not a curated record. Bases 100 to 1581 code for a protein of 493 amino acids. Gene Ontology annotation, cellular component: Golgi apparatus.
GCAGCAGUGAAACGGAAGGAGAAAAACAUCAGUCAGACCGAACGCGACCUCAAAAACGGAAUGUGAGGGGAGAAAAAAAAAUGCAAAUGGCAAACGAAAAUGUUGCUAAAAAAGUAUGUGAAAACGCGACGCAAGGUGAAGAUUGUGCUGCUGCUGGCGAUUGUGGGCCUGCUCGUAAUCACCAUCAUUGUGCUGGGCUCCACGGGCCGCAAUGCUGCCAUCGAGCUGCUGCUGGACGAACGAUUUAUUGCACGGGCGUAUCGGCCUGGUGACAAGCAGCAGCCGCAGACAUUGCAGGAGCAAAAACAACAACCGGCUGUGGCGGCGGCGGUGGCUCUGCUCCAGCCGCAGCGUGAGAAUGGUGUAAUUGUGCCGGAGAAGUAUGAUGAGCAUAAGAUCAAGGCGCGCAUCAUACAGAACCGACUGGACCAGAUCAAGCAACAACAGCAGCACGACCACGAGGCCGAGCAAUCGCGCACCACGCUGGAGGUGGCCACCACAGCUGUGCAUAUUUUCUACACGGCCCCAGUGCCCUGGUACAAGUCCAAGAAGCCGCCGCCACCGCCCGCUGAGCAUCCGUACGAUGUGCCCCUGACGACAACACCCAAGGCGGUGAGAAUACUGAACACUGCCUUCUAUCCGGCCUUGGGUCUGUACAAGCCCAGCGUCUCGUUGCUCUCACAGCACUUUGAGAACAUACGCAGCUGCGGCAUUGGCGUGCUCAUACUCAGCUUUACGGGCAGCGGCUCCAGCAAGCCGACGGAGACGGCUCUGCUGCAUCAAAUCAUUGAGCUGGCACCGCAGCACAAUCUGACGGUGACCUUUGAGCUGAGCGUGGCCGGGAAUCAGAGUGUGGAGUAUGUGCGCCAGCAGCUGCAGGAGAUUGCAACCUUCGCCAGUCUGCCUGGCUUUUAUCGGGUGUGGAGUCAGUCGCGAGGAGCAGCCAUGCCCGUGCUGUAUGUGAGCAAUGCCUACAAGCUGAGCGACAGUCUGGGGCGACUGCUAUGCCGCACACCUGCCCAGGUGGAGCCCGAAGGACUAAGGCGCGUAUUGGAUGGUUUCUUUAUAGGCCACAUACGACUCAAGAGCCAUGCGGAUGUGAUGCGUCGGUUGUGCUUCGAUGGCUUCUACAGCAAACUGCCCAGCAAUGGAGCUGUAUUUGCCAGCACCUGGAAGAACUGGUCGUAUCUGAAGUCCUUUGCCCAGUCCUACAAAAUGAUGUUUGUGCCGACAGUGGGUCCAGGGUUUGCGGAAAGAAAUAAGUUCCCACGUCAUGGGGACAUACAGAGGCAUCGCAGCAAUGGACGCUAUUAUGGCGUGGCUUGGCGUUCGGCUAUACUCAAUCAUGUGGGAUUCAUCAAUAUAGCGAGCUAUAACAAUUGGCCCGAUGGCAGCCAGAUUGAGGAGGUGAUGCCGCGUGCCGGUUUCCUGGACUACAAUCCCGGUUCGAGGACCAAGUACUUGGAUCUCACGGCCCAUUGGGUGGGCAAUUUUCUAAAGACACGCCAGGAGGCGGCUGCAGCAGCCGCACCCGGCUCGCCACAGAACUGUUAUGAGCUGCUCAAUGGCACAAUUUGCUAAGAAAAAUCUUCCACUAAUGGAUAAUACUAGUGCAAAGUCGGUAUUUACUUUAGAAGCAAUAUAGAAACUCUAUAGAUUGCAGGCCACACAAUUACUUUUCAUAGCCAUAUAUCGGGUCAACUAAUACUUACAAAUAUACAUCACAUAUACAUAAAUAUAUAAUAUAUAUAUAGAGAGAGAUCAAGCAAUAUAUCUGUAAGUCUUUAAGUAGUGAUUAACAAUUAGUAAACGGAUUAAGUAUGCUCAAAUUAUAUCUAAUAGCUAGAAGAGCCACAACACAUUUUUUGGAAACUUUAUUAGCUUUCGAUUAUUGUAACAAUAAUAAGGGAACGAUGGGAGAAUGAAGGAACAACAAUAUCAUAAACAUAAUGCCAUGCCAUAAUAUAUAGAAAAUCAAAUCAAAUGUUAUAUCGGGAUAUUAUACUAAAAACAAACACUUGUUAAACAAUUGGUACUUGACAAAUUUUAACUUUAUUACAAGUCAAAAAAUAUAUAUUAUUAAAUUACUCUAUCU